CGCCGUUUUCUCCACAAGGAUCCGAUCCCUCCCGAUCGCUUCUCGCUUCCCGCCGCCGCUGCAGGCGAUAACUUGAUGGAGCGGAUCCGGAUGCUUAAUGGGCCUCGGAUCCGACUAGAUUGCUUGAUUCCUCCUCAGAUUCCUAACAAGGAGGAGGAGAGAGAAAGUAGAAUGUCGAUGGAGGAGGUGAGGAAGGUUCUGAAAGCAGCGCAGUUGGAGAUGGCGAGGUCGAGGUUGAGAUCGAUGGAGAGAGAGUGGAUAUCAUAUUCGGAGUUCUUGAAGGUUUGCUAUGAGAUCUCGAGUUUGGAUCAGGGGUUGGGGAUUGCUAAAGCUCUCGAUGAAUCGGGAGCUGUGAUUGUUUUGGGCAAUGUCGUGUUCCUUCGGCCCGAUCAGGUAGCUAAAGCUGUUGAGAGCAUUAUCCCUCUAUCAAUCCCCCAGCAGAAGCAUCUGCCAAUUCCCCAGCAAAAUGAUUGUCGCAAGGAGGAGCUUUGGGAGCUUGAAGAGCAGAAAGCAGUAAUAGAUAAACUAGCAGAGGCUCGGGUGAAAAAGGAGCUAUGGUGUGGGCUUGGAUUUAUGGUGGUUCAAACAAUUGGGCUGAUGAGGCUUACUUUCUGGGAGCUUUCAUGGGAUGUGAUGGAGCCCAUUUGCUUUUACUUGACUUCCAUGUACUUCUUGGCUGGGUACAGCUUCUUCCUCAGGACAUCGAAAGAACCUUCAUUCGAGAGUUUCUUCCAGAGCCGCUUUGAUGCAAAGCAAAAGAAGCUCAUGAAAGCCUACAAUUUUGACCUUGGUAGGUUUAAUGAGCUUAAGCAAGCGUGUGGUUCUUUUCGUUCAUUUCCUUCAGAGGGCUCAGCCUCUUAUUGCAAUUGUCGUAAGAGAGGCUUGACAUUGUGCACUGAGUAGCUUUGUGUUUUUUGAAGUAAGUUACUUGGUGGUGGGAGGGCAAAAAAAAAAAAGGGAACAUAUUUACCUGAUUACAUCAAAUGUUGGAAGAGAAAAUUUCAAAAUGGUGCAAUUGUUGUUAUGAUGUAAUUUUCUUGCCUUAAGCGUUCUUUUCCACUCAAUCAAGACCCCAAAUCAAUAUUUUAUUGUAUUUGCUGGAAUUGAAUUCUUUCUCGGCGAACUUAUGUUUCUGGAUGAGAUAGGAAUGAGCUCAUCACGCGUGAAAAACCAUCACAGAUAAGAGAUGAGUACAGAGCCAGGCUUAGAGCACCGGCUUGAAAUAUUGAGAAAAGCCCAGCAGAAAGGGAACUCCCGUAUGUCGAGAAGUGAGUAACUGAAAAAUUCUUCAAAGACUUUAUUCGAGGAGUUGUUCUGUCUAUUUAGGCCGUGCAAGCUCCUCUGCUGAUCGUAAGCUAUACGAGACAGGUAAAUUGUCAUCAGGAGAGUUGGCUAGAAUUCAUUGAUGUUUUCAUAUUUGGUUCUGUUCCGAAUCUAGGCUAUCGAGCGGUGGAUUGCAUUCUUGUUUUCAAUCAAUUUUAGCAGUAGCCACCAACAAUGCUUUCCUCAGUUGCCUCAAUGCAAUUGGUUUUUUAUGUAGAGUUGCUUCAUGAUUUGCAAUCAGAGAUGCUCUCUCCUGCUGGGUGGAUGGAUCACGAUUGUUUUCCUCCUGACCUAUGUCGUGAACUUAAUGGAGGCAGACUGUGAAUGUGAAUAUGCACACGAGUGUUUUCCUCCUUACCUAUGUCAUGAACUUAAUGUAGGCAGACUGUGAAUGUGAAUAUGCGCACAUUGGACGUGUUCACGCUCAGUACUUUUCUAGGGUUACUGAUAAUGACAUCUGCAUGAAACUAUUCUAGGGUUACUGAUAAUGACAUCUGCAUGAAACUACAGGAAGCUGGUCCUGUAUGAAUCAGGACAUUAGAUGAUAUUGGAACGAAAUGGAUUCUAGAGGAUACAUUUAUAUUGUUUUGAUUUGUGUUGUAUAGCUGAAAGAGAUUUCAUUGCAUGGUCUCAUCACUCAAUCCUGGAGGCAGAAAUUUCCCAGAUUUUACACUCUAGCCAGAAAUAUUCUAAGUGAUUGAGGAUGACAACUGAAACUUUCAAGUUAAAUGAGGCUAUGGUGUCUUUCUUGUUUGGCCUGAUUUACUUCUCUGUCAGAUUUUGUUGUAGAUGUAAGUGCACAGUAUGUCUUUUACUAAAACAUUACAGUCAAAUUUCUUAUCAUGUAAUCGAUACAUUGCUAAAUUUCAUUUGUUGUGUGAA
Messenger RNA from Asparagus officinalis (garden asparagus), 2205 nucleotides. Its product is annotated as calcium uniporter protein 2, mitochondrial-like. The record is from RefSeq and is a predicted model, not a curated record. Gene Ontology annotation, cellular component: mitochondrial inner membrane; uniplex complex. Gene Ontology annotation, molecular function: calcium channel activity; uniporter activity. Gene Ontology annotation, biological process: mitochondrial calcium ion homeostasis; calcium import into the mitochondrion. NCBI's taxonomy places the organism in Eukaryota, Viridiplantae, Streptophyta, Magnoliopsida, Asparagales, Asparagaceae. The transcript is spliced from 2 exons. The annotation marks the transcript as partial.